CAUGUCAUUCUUUCCUUUUUCCUAUUUUUCUCCAAACUUGUAUUCAAAUUCACAUAAGCAUAUUGACCCUUCAUUCUUCUCUAACUAUUCUCCCUGCAUCACUCCUCUCCUCUAUUCUUGUUAUUUCUAACCUUUCUAUCACUCUCUUCUUGUUUUUGUUCCUCUCCUUUCUCUCUCUUUCUUCUCUUGGUUCUCUAAACAACGUAAUGAGCAAGAACAUAGACAUUGAUGUUAUUGAUAGCACAAGUAACAUCAACAGCAACAACCCUUAUGUUUACAUUUCCCCUACUCCCCUUCCCGCUGCACCAGCCAAACGUCCCAAUCCAAUGAAUACAAUAUAUGGUGCACUGAAUCAUUAUGGCAAGAAGGUUGAAGAAGCAACCAAACAAGCUGAGAUCAUGGUUGACAAAAUACGGAAUCAUUUAAAAGUUAGUGCUAGGCCAGCUGAUGCUGCAAUGGCAAAACUUAUUCAAGGAACAAAGGUGCUUGCAUCAGGAGGGCCUGAUAAUCUAUUUCAACAAACAUUUGGGGUUUUUCCAGGAGAGAAGCUCUUACAGCCAUAUGCUUGCUACGUAUCAACAAACUCUGGACCUGUAAUUGGAACACUUUAUGUAUCUACCAAGAGAUUAGCAUUUUGCAGUGACAAUCCACUGUGCCAUCAUCCAUUCUCCCUGCAGAAGCAUCAGUGCAUUUAUUACAAGGUGGUAGUGCAGCUGGACCAGUUGAGCAAAGUGAGUUCUGCUACAAAUGGAUUGAAUCCCACAGAAAAAUGCAUGAAGGUUAAAACAACGGAUGGCUAUGAGUUCAUAUUUUUGGGGUUUUUGUCAUAUGACAAGACCCUACAGACUGUAAACGAGGCUCUAAAGCAAUAAGGCAACCAUUCCAGAGUUCAAGCAGUAACAUAUCACCUGUGUGCUUAGUCUUAGACUUACUCUUCAAUGUUCUUUUUAUAUUUAAGAGAAGGCUCGAAAGUAACCUUAAUCAGCUACCUCUUCAAUGUACCUACACCAAGUUAAACAAAAAAAAAAAAAA
This is a messenger RNA of Cajanus cajan (pigeon pea), 1032 nucleotides long. Its product is annotated as GEM-like protein 2. NCBI's taxonomy places the organism in Eukaryota, Viridiplantae, Streptophyta, Magnoliopsida, Fabales, Fabaceae. The record is from RefSeq and is a predicted model, not a curated record.